Molecule: messenger RNA, 3724 nt
Organism: Fundulus heteroclitus (mummichog)
Lineage: Eukaryota; Metazoa; Chordata; Actinopteri; Cyprinodontiformes; Fundulidae
Gene: mtnr1bb
Product: melatonin receptor 1Bb
Exons: 5
Coding region: 651-1745 (364 amino acids)
Biological process (GO): G protein-coupled receptor signaling pathway
Cellular component (GO): membrane
Molecular function (GO): melatonin receptor activity
Source: RefSeq, a predicted model, not a curated record
AUCAUCACCAUCAUCACCAGUGUCUCACCGGGGGGCCGCCACUGUGUGACAUUUCGAUACGCACAGCUGCAGUUGCGUCGUAUCGGCUGUAAAGUCCUGUGCAUGGACAGGACAUCACACAUCGCUAAAGAAGACAAACUAUGCUGCACGUUGAGACAGUCCCAGCGGUUUGACAUCUUACCGGGAAGAUCGCCUCCUUUUUUUUUUUUUAUGAUUAUUCUGUUUUUGUGUGCGCGUGUGUGUGAGAGCACACGCAGACGACGGAGAGCUACAGAUGCCAACCAGCGAGCCAGGAGGUGUGGCGCCGUGGCCAUGUCUUGUUGUUCGUUGCGGGACGUGGACGGGUCACUUUGCUUCUGAGGAUGUGAGGGGUAAAAAAAAAAGAAACCAGGAGUCCGUGCAACUUCAUACGUCACACGUGAUCACCACAGCAACUAAUUGUCGCCUUUAAGUAGCAGACUUUACCUUCGCGCUGGUGGAACUUGGGGAACGGUGCGCUCCAUGUUUCAUCUAGGACACACCGGUACCGAUGGUGCCGGCGGGACGUUGACAAAAUAAUAUCACUUCUAAUAAUAAUAAUAAUAACAACAAUAAAAGAUCACAACUCAGCGGGGACUUGAAGCGGGCGGCUUCGCGCUGUGGACCAAGGGAUGCCGGACACGUUGAUGGUCCUGAAGAACCGGACUGAGCCACGGCUGGGGCAGCUGGAGCACAGCCAGCCCGCGGAGGGGACCACACGCCCCGCCUGGGUCAUCGCUAUCCUGGCCAGUGUUUUGAUCUUCACCACGGUGGUUGAUGUGCUGGGGAACCUGCUGGUCAUCAUCUCCGUGUUCAGGAACCGCAAGUUGAGGAAUGCAGGUAAUGUGUUCGUGGUGAGUCUGGCUUUUGCUGACCUUGUGGUAGCCUUCUACCCCUAUCCCCUGGUCCUUUAUGCUCUCUUCCAUGAUGGCUGGGCACUUGGAAACACUCAAUGCAUGGUCAGCGGUUUCCUUAUGGGGCUCAGUGUCAUUGGCUCCAUCUUCAACAUCACAGGGAUUGCAGUGAACAGAUAUUGCUAUAUUUGUCACUCCUUCUCCUACAGCCGACUGUACAGCUACCGCAACACCUUGCUUUUUGUUGCCUUAAUUUGGGCGCUCACUGUCGUGGCCAUCGUCCCAAAUUUUUUUGUUGGUUCCCUCCGCUAUGACCCGCGGGUCUACUCCUGCACCUUUGCCCAGAAUGUCAGCAGCUCCUACACUGUGGCGGUGGUGGUGGUUCACUUUCUGGUUCCCAUCGCGGUAGUUACCUUUUGUUAUCUUCGCAUUUGGGUUCUUGUGAUUCAGGUGCGGCGAAAAGUGAAAACUGAAGACAGCCCUCGCCUCAGACCAAGUGACUUGCGGAAUUUUAUCACCAUGUUUGUAGUAUUUGUCCUGUUCGCCAUCUGCUGGGCCCCACUCAACCUGAUAGGUUUGGCAGUGGCAAUCGACCCAACUCGCGUGGGUCCCCUCAUCCCUGAGUGGCUUUUUGUUGUAAGCUACUUCAUGGCCUACUUCAAUAGCUGCCUGAAUGCCAUCAUCUACGGUUUACUCAACAGGAAUUUCAGGAACGAGUACAAACGCAUCGUCACCUCCGUCUGGGUGACCCGACUGUUUGUGACGGAGACGUCACGGGCCGCCACCGACGGCAGGAGCAUGAGGAGCAAGCAGUCACCGCCCCCGCCGCUCAACAACAACGAGUCAGUCAGAGAUCGUGUAAACAAAGAAUGAACCUUGGAUUCUUGAACGUGUCAUGUGGUAAUUCCUGUUGUUAUGUGACACCAAGGCAGUUGUGCAGCUAAAGAGUAACAAGUAACCAAUGAAACUGGAAAACAUGGCUUUGUUUCCCACUUUACAGCAGACAUGUGGACAAUCAUAAAACACAUGAAAGCUUCUGAAAGUGUGUAACGUCCAUUUAGAAUAAGCCCAAGGUCUUCUAAAUCGAUGAAAAUGUUUAUUCCUUCGUUUAAACGGAUUUUCAUCCACACAGCAUAAAGCCAAGCAUUGCAGUUUCAUUACGUUGUUAUUACUCUAACAAACUGAAUGGUACUUUGAGAUUACACUGAAAAUGUGAUAUCCUUUAACUUCUGCUGCUGUUGACAUGUUUCACAAAACUGGGUAAGCACCACUAGUAAACACGCGACUCUUUUUAGUAACUUCAAAAGCCUCAAAUAAUUAAACUCGCCUCACCUGGAAGCUGUAGAAGGAGCUUUUCGAGACUGAGAAGAUUUAAUGACAGACAGUCAAGUCUGCCAUUAUAUUAUCAGAGUUUUACAUGGUUGCAGUUACGUGGCCUAAAUGCUGCAGUCGUAUACGCAUACCUUAUACUGCCUAGUUUGAUCUUUUUUGCACUAAAAAGAACAGGAAAAACAGACUUAGUAAAAAUAACUUAGUAAAUCAAUCAGGAUAUCGACGUUUGACAUGAAUCAAGGUAAAAAAUAGUAUCAAGUCACCUCAUAGGUGCUAUUGAUUUAUUAUAUAUAUUUUUUAUCAUUUGUAUGUGAUGUGGCACGCGGAGGAAACCUUAUAGGUAGUAUUGUUGCUGUUCCAGCUUACAAACCCACACGUAUUACAUGUAUUGCAUUUGCAGAAUGCUAUAUCCGGUAGGUGGUAUAAUUUUGUUAAAACUGAUCUAUAUCAUAAUCUGGUUGAUCACCUUAAGUAAAUAAUUUUAUUGUAAUUAGUAAUAACCUAUGAUUUUAGGGAGUUAAUUAAGAAAGUAAUUAAUAUUAUAGCUGUUUGAACAAGGUUAAUUGUCCAUCAAUUAUGUUAAAGUAACUUUUAAAUACAUCUCAAUUAAGCAGACCUUAGCAAUGUUAAAAAGAGUAAUUAGUUAUGUAAAUAAAUAAGUUUAUCAAGCAUGGGCAGGUCAGUGAACUUUGAGGAGACGGUCGUUUGUAUUCAUCCCAUGUUAAAACGAUGCUAAACAGCAACACUGAAUGCCGCUGAGAACUCUAAUGAUUAUCUGUCUGAACUGCUACUUGACCAAAAACAAUGAGUAAGUCAUAAACAGUUCUACCAGUCAUAAAGCAAUUCCUGAUGAUUGUUUGAUGAUUGUGUGUAAGAACCUCAAUAGAGUAGGAAUCUCAGAAAUACUCAAGAGUCCAUCUAGUAUGGCACGUUUAAAGUCAAUUAAAUCCCCUUUUUUCCUGAGUCUGAUGCUCAGUUUAAAUUUUGGUUGUCCAAACCAUGUCUACCUUGCUAAAAGCAUUGAGUUGCUGCCAUGUGAUUGGCUGAGUCUCUAUCUGCAAAAAGUAAUUUAUUAAACAGAUGUAUCAGAUAAAUUAUGUGCCUCAGCUUUACCUUUCAGUCACAAAUGACGGGCUCUGGCUCAGGUAGCUCCUGCUUCUUUCACUAACAUUUGCUGUGAAUUAUCCUAUUGUGGAUGAGAGCCACUGUCAGGACUAUGACCUAAUUUUCCUUCAAUGUCUGUCUAAUUGAUUUAUAAUUUUAGUGUUUGUUUACCUUAUUUUUCGGAUUAUAAAUCACUGCGGAAUAUAAAGUGCAUCAGUCCAAAAAUGCAUCGUAAAGAGGAAAAAUAUAUAUAUUAGUCACACUGAACUAUAAAUCGUACCGAACAAUAUGCAUUUAUUUAGAUAUGCCCUCUCGAGGGAAGAGAUGAGAGAGGAGCAGUUAGAGCGUUGAGGCACAGAAACACAGCGCACGUAGUUAAAAAAAAAUGCAGAAUUAAUAAGAACGAAACUUAUAAA